Messenger RNA from Trematomus bernacchii (emerald rockcod), 1398 nucleotides. RefSeq names its product immunoglobulin superfamily member 21-like. NCBI's taxonomy places the organism in Eukaryota, Metazoa, Chordata, Actinopteri, Perciformes, Nototheniidae. Gene Ontology annotation, biological process: homophilic cell-cell adhesion; heterophilic cell-cell adhesion. Gene Ontology annotation, cellular component: adherens junction. The coding region runs from base 1 to 1398 and encodes 465 amino acids. The transcript has 9 exons. The record is from RefSeq and is a predicted model, not a curated record.
AUGCUCUUUGUUCUCUUUUCAGGUUAUUUAAAUGUUUCCAUUGCACCACUUCCUCCUGUGGUAAUCGGAGACACAGUCACACUAAAGUGCAACUUCCAAACAGACGGCAACCUCAGAGAGAUUGUGUGGUUUCGGGUGACUGAAGGAGGAAGUGCAAAGCAGAAGAUAUUCACCUAUGAUGCCAUGUACAACACCAACUACUCCAACAUGGAGGACUACCGCAGACCUGAGGAUCUGGUCUACCAGUCCACUGUGCGGCUUCCUGAGGUCCAGAUGGAGGAUGACGGCCUGUAUGAGUGCCAUGUGGGGAUCUAUGACCGGAGCUCCACAGGCAGAGUGAUUCUAGCCUCCAGCAGCAUCACCCUCACUGUCAUAGUACCUCCCAAGUCUAUAUCUGUGGUGGCAGCCAACAGCCCAGCUCCUUUCAGCCGCUACGAGGCGCAGAACUUCACUCUGGUCUGCAUCGUGACGGGAGCAAAGCCUGUUCCAACGGUGUACUUCAAGCGAGAUGGGGAGCUGAUUGAUGUGGUGCCAACUGUCCAGGUUUCCUCCUCAGUGGAAGACAAAAGAAAUGGCCCAAGGCUGGAAAAGAGCUGGAGCUCCCGGGCUCUCACCGGUAGAGACCUAGAUGACACUAAAGUCCAGAAGUCCCUGUCCCUGCUGGAACUAGAAGGGAAGCUGGCUCGGCUGGGCCAGGACGGCCCCCGGGGCUCAGACAAGGGCCAAGAGCAGGAAUCCGAAUCAGACCCCGAGACAACCACCGAGGCGAUCCCUGAGACAGUGGUAAGCCGGGAGUUUCCACACUGGGUCCAGAGCAGCGACCCGCUCUACCACUUCCAGCAGCAUCAGCAGGCGGCAGGGGACGGCACCAUGGAGGUGAGGGCCAUGCUGACCUGGAGCCUCAACCCCCAGCUGGACAAUGAGGCUCUGUUCAGCUGUGAGGUGCACCACCCGGCUCUGUCCAUGCCCAUGCAGGCCGAGGUCACACUGUCUACUCCCAGAGGACCCAAGCUGUCCAUGAGCCCCAGUAAGGCCAGGGUGGGGGACACCGUGCGGAUCACUGUCCAGGGCUUCAGGCUGGGACCUCCUGCCAGUGAGGUUUUUCCGGAGCCCAUGUACACCUGGACCCGAGUAGGGGGGCUCCUGCUGGAUGGCAGGGAGUACCAUGCGGGCAGAGAGCUGGUCCUGGACAGAGUCCCUGCUGAGCUCAAUGGCUCCAUGUUCCGCUGCACGGUCCAGAAUCCUCUGGGCUCCACAGACACACACACCCGCCUUAUCGUGUUUGACAACCCAAGACUGAAGAAAGGAAGAGGACAUGUUGUUGCCGCUGCACUGCGGCUCUGCUCCUCCUCCUCCACCCUGCUGCUGCUGCUGAGCUCCAGCUGGGGGCUGACAUGA